GGGUGACGGGGCCGUUGGACACCGGGUAGCUUGUCAAAUGAAAUUCUCGCAGUCGUUGAGUCAUUUCUCUCAUAUUGGUCACCUUUUACCACGGAGGACGAGGCUCGAUAGACGAACACACCGGCAGAAAUGUCGUACUGCAGGCAAGAGGGUAAAGAUCGCAUCAUAUUUGUGACCAAGGAAGACCAUGAGAUACCUAGCAACGCUGAGCUCAUUGCAGAAGACCCGGAUGAUCCAUAUGAGGAACAGGGUCUGAUCCUGCCAAAUGGAGACAUCAACUGGAACUGCCCGUGUCUGGGCGGCAUGGCCAGCGGACCAUGUGGUUCUCAGUUCAAGGAGGCCUUCUCCUGCUUUCACUACAGUAAGGAAGAGGUGAAGGGCUCAGAGUGCAUCGACAACUUCCGUAACAUGCAGGAGUGCAUGCAGAGGUACCCUGAGCUCUAUCCUCAGGAGGAAGAUAAAGAGAGCUCCCCCGAAGCAGAGUCCAACUCUGGUUCUGGCUCUGCCUUACUCCCUGAAAGUGACUCUACCUCAGCCACUUCAACACCUGAGGCCACUGCCUCAUCUGACAGCACAUCACCUACAGACAACCAGACUGCCAGCUAAACUCAAUCAUUUGUCAUCCAGGUUCUUGUUCUCUGAGUGCAAGCACUGCCCUGCGUAAAUGACUAUCCACGAGGACCUCUGAUUGGUCUCCUGUCCUGUUUAAGUGUACAUAGAGGGUUGACUGACAUAGCCCUGACCCUCAUGGACAAGGACUUUGUAAAUGCAGAGAAAUCUAGUACAAAAGUAUAGGCUGCUUUGUUUGCUGAACACUCAAAAAUCAUUGAUGAAUAUGAUUUAAUGACGAGCUAUGGGCUGCAGGGACAUUAGCUGAAAGACUCACUUUAUAUGCAAUAGGAAUUUAAUUUAAUUUGCGUGUUCUCAUGUCAAGCAGGAGAGUUGCUUGACAGCAUACUAUGUGUGUUGUCCUUUUAAUAUCAACGUGUCAGGAAUAUCACUUAGCACUGAUUUACCACUAAUAAUUACAUUUGAUAAAAAUAUUAGGAUUUACCUUAACUCAGUUCUGACUUGUGUCAGCAGUUGAAUCCUUUUGGUUUGUAUCACUCAAAAGACCAAAACACAGAUCAUUCAUUAGAGAACAAAGCUGCUGUUACAUUGUCUGUUCAGUGAACUUCACAGUGGUAGUAACAGAUGCUUCUGUGUUUGUUGACAUCUUGUGUCUCUCUGAUGUCGUAUGAACAAUGGUCGUCACUCUAGUUAACUGACUCUGUAUUUGACCCAGAACAAAGUGGUUCGUCACCUUUAACUGUCACUGCAUAAAUGUUUUUGCUGUCUUAACACUGUCUACACUUUGAUGCUGUGGUCACCAUUCAGUGUCAUUUAGGCCUUAAAAGACUUGAUGGGUUUUUCUCAAACCAGUGUCCAGAAAUGUCCAGAUUAAAAUGAUGGUCGAACAG
Messenger RNA from Chelmon rostratus (copperband butterflyfish), 1460 nucleotides. RefSeq names its product coiled-coil-helix-coiled-coil-helix domain containing 4a (gene chchd4a). The record is from RefSeq and is a predicted model, not a curated record. Gene Ontology annotation, biological process: protein import into mitochondrial intermembrane space. Gene Ontology annotation, cellular component: mitochondrial intermembrane space. NCBI's taxonomy places the organism in Eukaryota, Metazoa, Chordata, Actinopteri, Chaetodontiformes, Chaetodontidae. Gene Ontology annotation, molecular function: protein-disulfide reductase activity. The transcript has 3 exons. The coding region runs from base 130 to 606 and encodes 158 amino acids.